GCCUUUGCUGUGCUGUCUGAACCACCGGUCACCGUUCACUAGCCACAACUUGCCAUUUUUCCUCUGCUUUUUUCUUUUUUCUUUUUCUUUUUUUCACUUUUCGAAUUCCUUUCAUUAUUUUCUUUUUGGUGGUCCUCCCCUUCUGAAAUUCUUUGGUACAUUUAUCGCAAUGUUGAACAGCUUUAUCUCCGACAAUGCAAGGAGCUAAAAGGGGGAAGGGUAGCAGGACAGCAGCUUCUCUCUGACACUCUGACCGUAAACAACAGCCGAACAAGACAUCUACUAUGUGCAAUUACCUCGGAGGGGAAAUGAUAAUGUGGAGAACACAGUCCACUUCUCGUACUCUCUGCCUUAGUGCUUUAAGGGUAAAGAACAUGGCUUGAUCAUUACGAGUAGAUUUGUCGCCAGUCAUGAAGGGACAGCUAAUUACAUCCGCGUUACUUUCUCUUUGCCUUUCUUCAUGUUCUGGCUUCCAAGAAGUGAACGUUGCAAAGAAAGGUCAGUGCGUUCAUGAUGCAGAUAACGUGCGAGGAAAGGAUGGAGGGGAAAAGAUGGAGAUAGGCUGUUGGAGAUGCAAUGAGGAGGGGCAAAUCAACCUGCAGCGAUCGUCGAGUAAAAAAAAAAAGAGGAGAAAAAGAGCGGAGACUGUUCAUUCUUCUCGACAUACUACGGAGUAGGGAUCUGAUGACAUUGACCCUUUUUUUUUUUUUUCUU
Aspergillus pseudotamarii is the source of this 714-nucleotide messenger RNA. RefSeq lists its product as uncharacterized. The record is from RefSeq and is a predicted model, not a curated record. NCBI's taxonomy places the organism in Eukaryota, Fungi, Ascomycota, Eurotiomycetes, Eurotiales, Aspergillaceae. The transcript has a single exon. Bases 411 to 677 code for a protein of 88 amino acids.